This is a messenger RNA of Zophobas morio, 1768 nucleotides long. RefSeq names its product methanethiol oxidase. The coding region runs from base 187 to 1617 and encodes 476 amino acids. Gene Ontology annotation, molecular function: selenium binding. The transcript is spliced from 6 exons. The record is from RefSeq and is a predicted model, not a curated record. NCBI's taxonomy places the organism in Eukaryota, Metazoa, Arthropoda, Insecta, Coleoptera, Tenebrionidae.
AUCGUGCUGCAGGAGUGCAGGGAAAAUAUUAGCACCAGUAUUUGUGUUUAGACGAGUCUAGACUCACUUUAAACACAAGCGCACUGAUCGGAAAGUCGUGUUUGUUUACGUAUCUCAUCUCGUACGUGGACGGAAUAAUAAAAUACUAAAUUGACGAAUACAUUUGAUUCUAAUUUAGUGUCCACCAUGCCUCCAAGCGGUCCUGGAUAUGCUACCCCUUUAGAUGCCAUGAAAAAUGGCCCUAGAGAAGAACUUCUCUAUGUAGUCUGCAUUCAACCAAAUCAAACGAAGGACAAAACGGACCUUUUAGCAACAGUAGACGUCAAUCCAUUAUCACCUAGUUACUGUCAGAUAAUCCAUAGACUUCCAACCCAAAGACCUAACGAUGAGCUUCAUCACAGUGGUUGGAAUGCUUGUUCAAGUUGUUAUGAUACUAAAGGCUGUUGCGAAGUUCCAGUUCGAGAUAAGUUGAUUUUGCCUGCUUUAAACUCCGACAGAAUUUAUAUAGUAGAUACUGGUAAAGAUCCACGAGCCCCAUCUAUGUACAAGGUGGUCGAAGCUGAAGAAAUGCAUCGUUACAACUGCUCGACUCCACAUACAGCUCACUGCCUGGCAAGUGGAGAAGUCAUGAUAUCUACAAUGGGAGACGUUGACGGAAAUGGGCAAAACGAAUUUAUCUUGUUAGAUGGAAAAACAUACGAAGUGAAGGGAACUUGGACGAAAAAUAAAAGGGGGGCUUUCAACUACGACUUUUGGUACCAACCAUACUUUGACGUAAUGGUGUCGUCGGAAUGGGGUGCUCCUAAAAUUUUCAAACGUGGAUUCGAUUCUUCAGAUCCUCUAGAUACUAAAAUUUAUGGCCGGUCGAUUAAUUUUUAUUCUUGGUCUAAACGGGAACUCAUCCAAAGCGUCGAUCUAGGAUUCGAAGGUGUAACUCCUUUGGAAAUAAGGUUUUUGCACGACCCUAAAGAACCUCAAGGGUUUGUAGGUUGUGCUCUAAACUCUAAUAUAUACAGAUUUUAUCUCAAAGAGGAUAAAACUUGGGCUGUCGAUAAAGUUGUAGAGAUACUUCCUAAAAAAGUUUCUGGGUGGGACGGGGAAUACAUCAACGGCAUGAUAACAGAUAUCUUGAUUUCGCUAGAUGACAAAUAUCUUUAUCUCAACAACUGGCUUCAUGGCGACGUUAGACAAUACGACAUAUCAGAUCGAGCUCAUCCAAAAUUAACUGGUCAGCUAUUUUUGGGAGGCAAAAUUUUGAAAGAUUCAGAUGUCAAGGUUUUGGAAGAUAAGGAAUUGAAAGAACAGCCGUCCCCUGUAUACAUUAAAGGAAGGCGCAUCUUGGGUGGACCUCAAAUGAUGCAGUUAUCUCUUGACGGAAAACGUCUAUAUAUAAGCUCAAGUUUAUUUUCUCCAUGGGAUCGCCAGUUUUAUCCAGAAACAAUAGAAAAUGGCUCUACAAUAGUAAAGAUUGAUGUCGGUACUGAAAAUGGAGGCCUAAAACUUGACGAAAACUUUUUGGUAGAUUUUGGAAAAGGGCCUGACGGUCCCCUAUUAGCCCACGAAAUGAGAUACCCUGGAGGUGAUUGCACAUCUGAUAUUUGGCUUGCUCAAGAUUAAUACUAUAAGCAGGGGAUCUUUGUUUUUUAUAUUUUGUGUAUAACAUAACAGUACAUUAUAUAAAUAUGCUUACAAUUUCAAAUGUUUCUUAUUAAUCUAAUUAUUUUAUAUCAUAACAUUUUUUGUUAAUAAAAGUAAUAGGUCGAAAGAU